Helicoverpa zea (corn earworm) is the source of this 3047-nucleotide messenger RNA. It is a transcript of the gene PPO2, whose product is annotated as phenoloxidase 1. The transcript has 12 exons. Gene Ontology annotation, molecular function: oxidoreductase activity. Bases 740 to 2836 code for a protein of 698 amino acids. The record is from RefSeq and is a predicted model, not a curated record. Lineage: Eukaryota; Metazoa; Arthropoda; Insecta; Lepidoptera; Noctuidae.
AUAAAAUUAUAAUUAUUUUCUUUUUUAUUGCCCAUCAAACGAGUCUUUCCAACUGCGUCCUGAGGCAACUACUACCCUGUACCUGGAUAAAAAGUAUGCUAUGUCGUUUCUAAAGUUACAUUACUUUUCUUAUGUAGACUAUCUGUCUGUAUACCAAAUUUUAUGCAAAUCGGUUCAGUCGUUUUGGCGUGAAAGCACAACAGACAGAAUAACUUUUUUAUUAGCGACGAUUUGUCGGCGAGCGUAACGGGAGGAUAUGGUUAGGUGACUGAUUAUCAGGAUAUCCUGGACUGUAGUAUAUUCAGCUAGAAAAAAAAACUAAUCUGAUAUACUUAGAUUUAGAGGGAAGACUGAGUUGUUGGCAAAUGACGCUUCGUGUCACGGGUUUUAUUCCCGCAGGUAUCUAAAUAUCCGCUGAGAAAGUACCUACUAAAAGUAACCUUUUGUGAAUCCAGAUUUCAGCUUCAUUAGGAUUGGGUUUAUAGCCGAAUUCUAAGCUGUUAUAAGUAAUUACCUUGUUCGAUAUUGAUGUAUAUGCGCCGGUCAAGUUUUAUGGUAGUUCCCACGCACCUUUAUCAGUCCCUGUGGUUUUGCACUCGGACUGCCGAACACUGCACCCCUUACUAUUCGGCAGCACCGUAUAAAUUGACAAGCAUCGGUACGACAAACCAUUCCACUUCACAGUUUCUGUGAAGUGAGUUAUUUUUUAUUUCUUUUGAAUAAAAUUAAUUUUAGAAAAAUGGCCGACGAAGAACAAACCCGUCAAAUCAUCGAAAGUUUCAAGUUGCUGUUCGAUCGGCCAAACGAACCUUUGAUUACUCCGAAGGGUGAUAAAAAAGCUCUGUUCCAGCUUACCGAAAAGCUUGUGCCUCCGGAGUAUUCAAACAAUGGCGUCGAAUUAAACGACCGUUUUGGUGAUGACGCCACUGAAAGGAUUCCGCUGAAGACCCUGGACAGAUACCCUCAGUUCACCGUCGCGUCGCAACUGCCUGCCGAUGCCGACUUCUCGCUGUUCCUUCCGAAACACCAGGAGAUGGCCACUGAGGUCAUCGACGCUCUUUUGGGUGUUCCUGAAAAUCAGUUGCAAGACUUUCUGUCAACAUGUGUGUUUGCCAGAGGCAACUUGAACCCACAGCUGUUCAACUACUGUUACUCAGUAGCAUUGAUGCAUCGUAAGGACACCAAGAAUGUGCCCAUACAGAAUUUUGCUGAGACUUUCCCUUCAAAGUUCAUGGACUCGCAAGUUUUCCAACAAGCUCGUGAGACAGCGGCUGUCAUCCCCCAAGAUGUGCCGCGUACACCGAUUAUCAUCCCAAGAGACUACACUGCUACUGAUUUGGAAGAAGAACAUCGUCUGGCCUAUUUCCGUGAAGAUAUUGGCGUUAACUUGCAUCACUGGCAUUGGCAUCUUGUAUAUCCGUUCACUGCAUCUCAGAGAGCUAUCGUUGCUAAGGACCGUAGAGGCGAGCUGUUCUUCUACAUGCAUCAACAACUUAUUGCUCGCUACAACGGUGAGCGCCUCAACAACUCACUUAAGAGAGUCAAGAAGUUCAGCAACUGGAGGGAGCCGAUCCCUGAGGCUUACUUCCCCAAGCUGGACAGUCUUACAUCAUCCCGCGGCUGGCCCCCACGGCAAGCUAACAUGCAGUGGCAGGACUUGAACCGUCCUGUCGACGGACUUAAUGUCACCAUUAACGACAUGGAAAGAUGGAGGAGAAAUAUUGAGGAAGCCAUCUCUACUGGCACAGUGACUAACGCGGACGGCACAACCAGCCCUCUCGACAUCGACAUUCUGGGCAACAUGCUGGAGGCCAGCAUCCUGUCUCCCAACAGGGAGCUCUACGGCAGCAUUCACAACAACGGGCACAGCUUCUCUGCAUACAUACAUGACCCUACUCACCGCUAUCUGGAAAGCUUCGGCGUCAUUGCUGACGAGGCAACGACCAUGCGUGAUCCGUUCUUCUUCCGCUGGCACGCGUGGAUCGAUGACAUCUGCCAGAAACACAAGGAGUCUUCCUACGUACGACCCUACACCCGCUCCGAGCUCGAGAACCCCGGCGUCUCAGUGACAUCGGUAUCAGUAGAGACACAAGGCGGCCAGCCCAACACUUUGAAUACUUUCUGGAUGUCCAGUGACGUGGACCUAUCUCGUGGCCUGGACUUCUCCGACCGUGGCCCCGUUUACGCCCGUUUCACUCAUCUUAACAACCGACCUUUCCGUUAUGUCAUCAAUGUUAACAACACUGGUAUGGCCCGCCGCACCACUGUUCGUAUCUUCAUCGCGCCUAAGUUUGACGAACGUAACUUAGCCUGGGCCCUCUCCGAUCACCGCAAGAUGUUCAUUGAGAUGGACAGAUUCGUGGUACCAUUAAACGCCGGCCAGAACACCAUCACACGUUUAUCAACCGAGUCUUCCGUGACGAUUCCAUUCGAGCAGACGUUCCGUGACCUCUCUGUUCAGAGCAACGACCCUCGCCGCCCCAACUUGGCCGAGUUCAACUUCUGCGGUUGCGGCUGGCCCCAACACAUGCUGGUCCCCAAGGGUACUGAGGCGGGCGCCGCCUACCAGUUGUUCGUUAUGCUUUCGAACUACGAUCUUGACAGCGUGGAACAACCUGACGGCUCACAGUUGAGCUGCGUCGAAGCUUCCAGUUUCUGCGGUCUGAAGGACAGGAAGUACCCCGACCGUCGCGCUAUGGGCUUCCCCUUCGACAGGCCUUCAAGCACAGCCACUAACAUUGAAGAUUUCAUCCUGCCCAACAUGGGACUUCAAGACAUCACCAUCAGACUGUCAAACACGACUGAGCCAAACCCAAGGAACCCAAGAACCAAUUAAAGGACGAUAAUUAUUAACUAAUUGGCAACUUACAAAAGGAAAAUGAAUUAAUAUAGGUAGUAAUAGCAUAAAAAAAUAAAAGGCUGAUAUUUAAGUUGAUAGAGCUAAGUGUAAAUACUGUACAUAAAUUAGGAAAUAAUUUCUAUUAAUUUAAGACCCGUUUACUAAUUUUAUUUGUAAGAUUACAUAAAAUAUAUUCAUAGCAAAAAUA